Molecule: messenger RNA, 2643 nt
Organism: Hyphopichia burtonii NRRL Y-1933
Lineage: Eukaryota; Fungi; Ascomycota; Pichiomycetes; Serinales; Debaryomycetaceae
Product: TFIIH/NER complex ATPase/helicase subunit
Exons: 2
Coding region: 99-2621 (840 amino acids)
Biological process (GO): nucleotide-excision repair; transcription initiation at RNA polymerase II promoter
Cellular component (GO): transcription factor TFIIH holo complex; transcription preinitiation complex; nucleotide-excision repair factor 3 complex
Molecular function (GO): 3'-5' DNA helicase activity; DNA binding; hydrolase activity
Source: RefSeq, a predicted model, not a curated record
AUUCUACUAGGACAGACAUACCUACAAGUGACUGAGCCAGUAAUCAUUAGAUUCUAUCAACAAUCCCAUCUUAUUAGUCCAGUUGAAACACCUAUAGAAUGUCUCGUCGUGGUGGCGUUAAUUAUGCGAAUCUAGAUAAGGGGAAUUAUUCAGAUGAUUCUUACGAUGAAGAAGUUGAAGAUUCCUCCAAAAAGGAUGACGAUUAUACAUAUGGAUCUCCAAAUAGAAAUAAUACAAAUAAUGAAGACGUUAAUAAACGUAAAAGAAAAGCUCAAGAGUCAGUCGAUGCUAUCAAGAAUGGACUUAGUGAUCAAGAAUUUUCUGAAGAUGAAUUGCUUGAUCUAACCCCCGACAUACCAGCAGAUUAUGUUCCCGAUGCUGUAUCCAAAGUUUUUGGUCGUUCUGAUUAUUCGUACUUGAAAUUAAAACCAGACCAUUUCUCAAGACCUUUAUGGAUAUCACCACUAGAUAGUAGAAUUAUUCUAGAAUCGUUCUCACCUCUUGCUGAGCAAGCCCAAGAUUUUUUAAUUACUAUUGCUGAACCUAUAUCCAGACCUUCACAUAUCCAUGAAUACACUAUAACCCCUCCAUCCCUAUAUGCAGCAGUUUCUGUGGGUUUAGAAACUGACGAUAUAAUAGCAGUUUUAAAUAGAUUAUCAAAAGUUCCAGUAGCUCAAAGUUUUAUCAAUUUUAUAACGAAGUCUACUGUAUCUUUUGGUAAAGUGAAGCUAGUUUUGAAACAUAACCGAUACUUUGUUGAAAGUCCCCAGGCGGAUAUUUUACAAAUGCUUUUGAGAGAUCCAAUUAUUGGGCCUUUGCGUAUCACAUCAUCGGAGCAUUCAGUAACAGGUACUGGAUUGGUUCAAUCUUCUGCACCCGCCCAAGGUGACUUAAGUAUACCGGGUACUAAAAAAUUGGAUGGCACUAGUAAUAAGGAGGGGGAACAAGUUGAGGAUGUGUUUGCAGCAGUUGUCGGUAAGAAAGGCGCUGAGGAUGACGAAGAUGAUGAUAUGGAUACUGUUCAUUCUUUUGAAAUAGCUAAUGAGUCAGUUGAAAUCGUUAAGAAAAGGUGUCAAGAUAUUGUUUAUCCCAUGUUAGAAGAAUAUGAUUUCCGUAACGAUGAUCGUAAUCCUGAUCUAGAUAUCGAUUUGAAACCUUCUACUCAAAUCAGACCAUAUCAAGAAAAAUCAUUAUCGAAGAUGUUCGGUAACGGUCGUGCUAGAUCAGGGAUUAUCGUCUUACCUUGUGGUGCUGGUAAAACUUUAGUAGGGAUCACUGCUGCUUGUACUAUUAGAAAAUCAGUAAUUGUUUUAUGUACUUCAUCUGUGUCAGUGAUGCAAUGGAGACAACAAUUUUUACAAUGGUGUACAAUUCAGCCGGAAAAUGUUGCUGUUUUCACUUCAGAAAAUAAAGAAAUGUUCGCUAGUGAAUCGGGGUUAGUCGUUUCCACGUAUUCAAUGGUAGCAAACACUCGUAACAGAUCUCAUGAUUCUCAAAAGGUUAUGGAUUUCUUGACUUCGAGAGAGUGGGGGUUCAUUAUUUUAGAUGAAGUUCACGUUGUCCCUGCUGCAAUGUUUAGAAGAGUUGUUACUACAAUUGCAGCUCACGCUAAGUUAGGUCUUACUGCUACUUUAGUUCGUGAAGAUGAUAAAAUUAAUGAUUUAAAUUUCUUAAUUGGUCCUAAAUUAUAUGAAGCCAAUUGGAUGGAUUUAGCUCAAAAGGGUCAUAUUGCUAAUGUUCAAUGUGCUGAAGUUUGGUGUCCUAUGACGGCCGAAUUUUAUCAAGAGUAUUUAAGAGAGUCCGCUAGGAAAAGAAUGUUGUUAUAUAUAAUGAAUCCUACGAAGUUUCAAGCUGCUCAAUUCUUGAUUCAUUAUCAUGAAAAGAGAGGAGAUAAAAUUAUUGUUUUCAGUGAUAAUGUUUAUGCUCUUCAAGAAUAUGCAUUAAAAUUAGGUAAACCGUUUAUUUAUGGAUCCACACCACAACAAGAACGUAUGACUAUUUUACAAAAUUUCCAACACAAUGAUCAAAUUAAUACAAUCUUUUUAUCUAAAGUUGGUGAUACCUCAAUUGAUUUACCAGAAGCUACAUGUUUAAUUCAAAUUUCAUCGCAUUAUGGUUCAAGAAGACAAGAAGCUCAAAGAUUGGGUCGUAUAUUGAGAGCAAAAAGACGUAAUGAUGAAGGUUUCAAUGCUUUUUUCUACUCUUUAGUUUCUAAGGACACACAAGAAAUGUACUAUUCUACUAAACGUCAAGCCUUCUUAGUCGACCAAGGUUAUGCUUUUAAAGUUAUCACUCAUUUAAGUGGGAUGGAGCAAUUACCAGAUUUAGCAUAUUCGACUCCUCGUGAAAGAAGAGAAUUAUUACAACAAGUCUUAUUGAAGAACGAAGAUGCGGCCGGAUUGGAAGUUGGUGAUGACGCAGAUACUAAUUUCAUACCAAAAGAUAAGAGAAUGAAGAUGGAAAGUAGUAGUGCUGCCUCUAGAACAGCAGGUUCAUUGGCAGGUUUAGCAGGGGGUGAAGAUAUGGCUUAUAUCGAAUAUAGCAAGAAUAAGAAUAAAGAAUUGAAGGAACAUCAUCCUUUGAUUCAAAAAAUGUACUAUAACAAACAAGCAAAGAAGUGAAGAUAGAUAUUUUAUAUAAUAC